Tripterygium wilfordii is the source of this 802-nucleotide messenger RNA. Its product is annotated as profilin-3. Gene Ontology annotation, molecular function: actin monomer binding. Gene Ontology annotation, cellular component: cell cortex. NCBI's taxonomy places the organism in Eukaryota, Viridiplantae, Streptophyta, Magnoliopsida, Celastrales, Celastraceae. The coding region runs from base 67 to 462 and encodes 131 amino acids. The transcript is spliced from 3 exons. The record is from RefSeq and is a predicted model, not a curated record.
CUCCUUCAAACUCCGAAGCAUUCAAAAGGAGAAAAGAUAAGGAAAUCCACAAUUUGAUCAGAAGAAAUGUCGUGGCAAACUUACGUCGAUGAACACCUGAUGUGCGAUAUCGACGGCCAACAUCUCUCGGCCGCUGCUAUCAUCGGCCACGAUGGCAGUGUCUGGGCCCAGAGCUCUACCUUCCCUCAGUUCAAGCCUGAAGAGAAUGCUGCCAUCAUGAAAGACUUUGAUGAACCUGGGACUCUGGCUCCAACUGGAUUGCACCUCGGUGGCACAAAAUACAUGGUUAUCCAGGGAGAGCCUGGAGCUGUGAUUCGUGGAAAGAAGGGCUCUGGUGGUAUCACUGUGAAGAAAACUAGCCAAGCUCUGAUUAUUGGCAUAUACGAAGAGCCUCUGACUGCAGGACAAUGUAACAUGAUUGUUGAGAGGUUGGGGGAUUACCUCAUUGAUCAAGGCCUUUAGGUCUGAUCAUUGCUCCACAGAUGCCAGGCUUUGGGUCUGGGCUUGCGUAUGGCUGUGGACUGGCAUUAGUUUAAUAACCUGUGAUCAAAGUGUUCUUAGUGUCAUAGGCUUAUUAUUUUCCCCUAAUUAUCCUUAUUCAGGCCGAGUAUUUAUUAUGCUCUCCUUUAUUUCUGGUGAAGUUUGAGUUUGCAUAUUUGAAGCUUGCAUGUUGUUGGCUUGGGUUUGGGUUUUAUAUCAUACAAGAUUAAAAAGAAAAAGAAAAAAGAAGAGGGUAUCUUCUUGAGUUUGAGAUAUAAGACUAGGUUUUUCCAUAAUAAAGUUGUCUAGCUGGCUUCUUCCA